This is a messenger RNA of Antechinus flavipes (yellow-footed antechinus), 2820 nucleotides long. It is a transcript of the gene CELF3, whose product is annotated as CUGBP Elav-like family member 3. Gene Ontology annotation, biological process: mRNA splice site recognition; regulation of alternative mRNA splicing, via spliceosome. The record is from RefSeq and is a predicted model, not a curated record. NCBI's taxonomy places the organism in Eukaryota, Metazoa, Chordata, Mammalia, Dasyuromorphia, Dasyuridae. Gene Ontology annotation, molecular function: mRNA binding. Gene Ontology annotation, cellular component: ribonucleoprotein complex; nucleus; cytoplasm. The transcript has 13 exons. Bases 663 to 2039 code for a protein of 458 amino acids.
ACAGGGCAAAGUGACGCCCUGGAGUCUUGCCGCCAUCAAAGAUCAAGAAUUGGGCUUCAGGAAUCAUCGGACCCACCAGAAGGAUCAGCCCACAGGGGAGCUGUCCGCCAGGGGGGAAGCUAAGGAAGGACCUGCCUAUCCCAAAUCAGGAAUCUGGGGGUCUCCCCCACUGACACUCCAGGCAACCCAACAAGGCCUCCAGCUCUUUGAGCCCGAGGUCCCCCCUCCCCUCAGGCCCUCCUCCCCACAGCCAGCUCUUAGUCUCAAUCUCCAAUUUCUAGCCCUCAAGCCCAAGCACUCAGUCUCAGCAUUCUGCUGUCCAGUCUCAGUUCCCAGGUUCUGAUCCACAAACACCACUACAAUCACCAAUCCUGGGACAUUUGCCAAAAUCUCUAGGAGAGAGCAAUCCCUUGGGCUAUGCCCCCGGGCAUAGGAGUGUGAGCCUAGACCCCUGACCCCUGGGCUCACCGGAUUCCCAGCCCCUUCCACCUCCUUUGUGUGAAGAGCACCCCCCCUCCCAGGCAGUGUGGUUGGGGGCCAAAGGGGAAGCCAGCCCCGGCUGUGCCCCCGGCCCCCACCACCUCCCUUCUCACCGGGAAGCACCCCUGGCCUUUGGGCCUCUCUCCCUGGCCCCCCUCGGCCCCUCCUCCUGGGCCGCCCCGAUGAAGGAGCCAGAUGCCAUCAAGCUGUUUGUGGGGCAGAUCCCAAGGCACCUGGAGGAGAAGGACCUGAAGCCAAUUUUCGAGCAGUUUGGCCGCAUCUUCGAGUUGACCGUCAUCAAGGACAAGUACACCGGGCUGCACAAGGGAUGUGCCUUCCUGACAUAUUGUGCCCGCGAUUCAGCCCUGAAGGCGCAGAGCGCCCUGCACGAGCAGAAGACGCUUCCAGGGAUGAACCGGCCUAUCCAGGUGAAACCAGCAGACAGCGAGAACAGAGGAGAAGACAGGAAGCUCUUUGUGGGGAUGCUAGGGAAGCAACAGACGGAUGAAGACGUCAGGAAGAUGUUUGAGCCAUUUGGGACUAUUGAUGAGUGCACCGUGCUCCGGGGACCGGACGGGACCAGCAAAGGCUGCGCCUUUGUCAAGUUUCAGACCCACGCAGAGGCCCAGGCUGCCAUCAACACCCUGCACAGCAGCCGGACCCUCCCGGGUGCCUCAUCCAGCCUUGUGGUGAAGUUUGCUGACACAGAGAAGGAACGAGGCCUUAGACGCAUGCAGCAGGUGGCCACCCAACUGGGCAUGUUCAGCCCCAUUGCCCUCCAGUUCGGAGCCUACAGCGCCUACACCCAAGCUCUGAUGCAGCAGCAGGCGGCCCUGGUAGCAGCUCACAGUGCCUACCUCAACCCCAUGGCCACCAUGGCAGCUGUGCAGAUGCAGCACAUGGCUGCCAUCAACGCCAACGGGCUGAUCGCCACUCCCAUCACCCCUUCCUCAGGAACCAGCACCCCUCCUGCCAUCGCUGCCACGCCCGUCUCUGCCAUCCCUGCCGCCCUGGGUGUCAACGGCUACAGCCCUGUGCCCCCCCAGCCCGCCGGGCAGCCGGCCCCUGACACCCUUUAUCCCAAUGGUGUCCACCCCUAUCCAGCCCAGAGCCCGGCUGCUCCCGUGGACCCCCUCCAGCAGGCCUACGCAGGAAUGCAGCACUACACAGCAGCCUACCCAGCAGCCUACAGCCUGGUCACGCCCGCCUUCCCUCAGCCUCCAGCCCUGGUCACCCAGCAGCCCCCUCCGCCCCCCCAGCAGCAGCAGCAACAGCAGCAGCGAGAAGGCCCUGAUGGCUGCAACAUCUUCAUCUAUCACCUGCCCCAGGAAUUCACUGACUCUGAGAUCCUACAGAUGUUUGUUCCCUUUGGCCAUGUCAUAUCUGCCAAGGUCUUUGUCGACCGGGCCACUAAUCAGAGUAAAUGUUUUGGCUUUGUGAGUUUCGACAAUCCAGCCAGCGCGCAGGCGGCCAUUCAAGCCAUGAAUGGUUUCCAGAUCGGCAUGAAGCGCCUCAAAGUCCAGCUCAAGCGGCCCAAGGAUGCCAACCGACCCUACUGAGGGGCAGCAGGUCUGGAGAUGCCAGAGAAGGGGGGUCCCCUCCACUCCCCCCACACUGACCGCCCCCCAGCCCCCUCUGCACAUCUGCUGUGGCCUUGGCGGGGCCCCCCUGGGGACAACUGCUGCCUGAGUCCUGGGGAAGCAGGACAGACCCCUCCACUCAUCCUCACCCUCCUCCCAAACUAACUCUCUCAUCCCCCGGCGCUCACCAGAGUCUGGAGGGGGAAGGUCUGGAGCCCCUGGGGUUCACGUGGACCCAUCUCCCCGGGCAGAGGCUGCAGAGUGGGAACGGGGGCACAGCCCCAAGUGUCCCAGGGCAUCUUGUCCCUCACCUCUCCCCACUGGAGGACGACUUCUCUCUUGAACUGUGCAGACCCCGGAGGGGAACGAGGGGCUCCGAUCCCCCCAUUCCCAGCCUCUCCUCCCCUCGAAGGGUUUCCCAGCAGCCCCCUGCCCCCAGCCCCUGGAACCUUACUAGAGCUAGGACAUUCCGUACUCGGGCCGCCAGGCCCACAGCUCACUGCCUCCCCAGUCCCUCUCUGGGGCUGCCCAUCUCUUCAGUCCCAGAGACCCUUCCCAAGCGAAAAGAGCUCCCCUCCCCCAAAUAAUGUUUACAGUCUCUGCUGAUCCCUUUCCUGUAAAUACCACACUGGUGCGGUAGCCAGCCAGGCCCGGACGCUGCCAUCUCUCUUUCUGGGAGUUUAGACAAUGUUCCCCAUGGAGUUUUUUGUUUCUUAAUUUUUUCUCUUUGGUUUGAAGAUUAGGGGUGGGAAGGGGUACG